AUGACUCCCGAAUAUGAUUAUCUAUUUAAGCUUUUGCUUAUCGGAGAUUCUGGUGUUGGGAAAUCAUGUUUACUUUUGAGGUUUUCUGAUGAUUCAUAUUUGGAAAGUUACAUCAGUACCAUCGGUGUCGACUUCAAAAUCCGUACCGUGGAACAAGAUGGAAAAACCAUCAAACUCCAAAUUUGGGACACUGCUGGCCAAGAACGUUUUCGGACAAUUACUAGCAGCUAUUAUCGUGGGGCCCAUGGCAUCAUUAUCGUUUACGAUGUGACAGACCAAGAGAGUUUCAACAAUGUGAAGCAAUGGUUAAACGAAAUCGACCGCUACGCCACCGAGAAUGUGAACAAGGUUUUAGUCGGGAACAAAUGUGACCUAUCGGCCAAAAAAGUUGUCUCCUAUGAGGCAGCUAAGGCUUUCGCAGAUGAACUCGGGAUACCUUUCAUGGAAACAAGUGCUAAGAAUGCCACUAACGUCGAAGACGCUUUCAUGGCCAUGACUGCUUCGAUCAAGAAUAGGAUGGCAAGCCAACCGGCCAUGAACAAUGCUCGGCCUUCGACCGUGCAGAUUCGGGGACAGCCCGUGAAUACGAAUUCUGGUUGUUGCUCUUCUUAA
Molecule: messenger RNA, 612 nt
Organism: Gossypium raimondii (Peruvian cotton)
Lineage: Eukaryota; Viridiplantae; Streptophyta; Magnoliopsida; Malvales; Malvaceae
Product: GTP-binding protein YPTM2
Exons: 8
Coding region: 1-612 (203 amino acids)
Molecular function (GO): GTP binding; GTPase activity
Source: RefSeq, a predicted model, not a curated record